This is a messenger RNA of Leptosia nina, 618 nucleotides long. NCBI's taxonomy places the organism in Eukaryota, Metazoa, Arthropoda, Insecta, Lepidoptera, Pieridae. The record is from the annotation of a GenBank genome assembly.
AUGUCGAUUUUAGCUUACAAUGGAGGUGCCGUAGUGGCAAUGAAAGGCCAAGACUGUGUGGCCAUAGCCACAGACAAACGUUAUGGUAUCCAAGCGCAGACAGUGUCCACCAACUUCCCAAAAGUAUUCCAAAUGGGACCAUCACUGUUUGUUGGUUUGCCUGGCCUCGCAACAGAUACACAAACAGUUUUUCAAAGACUUAAAUUUAGAAUGAACUUGUAUGAACUGAAAGAAAAUAGAAUGAUGAAGCCUAAGACAUUCUCCGCAAUGCUCUCAAACUUGUUAUAUGAGAGGAGAUUUGGACCUUACUUCAUUGAACCUGUUAUUGCUGGGUUAGACCCCUACACAAAUGAACCUUAUGUUUGCAAUAUGGAUCUGAUUGGAUGUCCAAAUGAACCAGAAGACUUUGUUGUAUCUGGAACAUGUUCAGAACAGUUAUAUGGUAUGUGUGAAGCCCUGUGGGAGCCAAACUUGAAACCUGAUGAACUGUUUGAAACUAUUUCACAGGCAUUAGUUAAUGCAGCAGAUCGUGAUGCUAUUUCCGGUUGGGGUGCUGUUGUGUACAUUGUCGAAAAAGAUAAAAUUACUGAGAAACACGUCAAGACAAGAAUGGAUUAG